AUGACCGAAGAAGACCGGCGGUACAUGCGCCUCGCGCUGGCAUUAGCCGCGCGUGGAUUGGGGAAUGUAUGGCCGAACCCCGCCGUAGGAUGCGUGAUUGUGUCGGAUGGCCGGAUUGUCGGGCGCGGCUGGACCCAGCCCGGCGGGCGACCCCAUGCCGAAAGGCGCGCCUUGGAUCAGGCCGGGGCUGCCGCACGGGGCGCAACGGCCUAUGUCACGUUGGAGCCCUGCGCCCAUUAUGGAAAAACGCCACCCUGUUCGCAGGCUCUGAUCGAAAACGGCAUCGCGCGUGUUGUUUCCGCACAUGAGGACCCUGAUCCGCGCGUGGCCGGACGUUGGAGACACGCCAUGUUGCGCAAUGCAGGCAUCGCUGUGGACACCGGAGUACUGGAGGCCGAGGCCCGCGCCCAGCAAUCCGGUUUCCUGUCACGGCUGGAACGCGGACGCCCGUGGGUUGCACUGAAACUUGCCACCAGCUUUGAUGGCCGCAUCGCCUUGGCAAACGGGCAAAGCCAGUGGAUUACAUCGGCACCUGCGCGGGCGGCGGUUCAUGCCCUACGCGCGCAAUAUGACGCCGUUCUGGUGGGCGGCGGUACGGCGCGGGCGGAUGAUCCGUUGCUGACCGUGCGCACGUUUACGCCGUUACGCCAACCCGUGCGGGUUAUCGCGUCAACGCGCCUGAACCUGCCACGGGCCAAGCUGGCAGCAUCGGUGGACACGGCACCGCUGUGGCUGGCCCACGGCCCCCACGCAUCGGAAGAGGCGCGGACAUGGUGGCAAAAUGCCGGUGCGGAUCUUUUGCCCGUUCCCACCACCGCAUCCGGUCUGGACCCCGUGGCAUUGAUGGGCACAUUGGCGGGAAACGGCCUGACGCGGGUGUUUUGCGAAGGCGGCGGACUUUUUGCGGCGUCCCUAUUGCAGGCGGGAUUGGUGGAUGAGCUGAUCGGGUUCACAGCGGGGAUUGUUCUGGGCGGCGAUGCGCGCGCUGCACUAGGCCCCAUCGGGUUGAGCCAGUUGGACAAUGCCCCCCGGUUCCGGCUGCAAGAAACGCAGGUGAUCGGCACGGACAUCCUGCACCGCUGGCGGAUCGGUUAA
Molecule: messenger RNA, 1095 nt
Organism: Teleopsis dalmanni
Lineage: Eukaryota; Metazoa; Arthropoda; Insecta; Diptera; Diopsidae
Product: riboflavin biosynthesis protein RibD-like
Exons: 1
Coding region: 1-1095 (364 amino acids)
Biological process (GO): riboflavin biosynthetic process
Molecular function (GO): zinc ion binding; diaminohydroxyphosphoribosylaminopyrimidine deaminase activity; NADP binding
Source: RefSeq, a predicted model, not a curated record